Messenger RNA from Hibiscus syriacus, 1429 nucleotides. Its product is annotated as serine/threonine-protein kinase D6PKL2-like. NCBI's taxonomy places the organism in Eukaryota, Viridiplantae, Streptophyta, Magnoliopsida, Malvales, Malvaceae. Gene Ontology annotation, molecular function: protein serine/threonine kinase activity; ATP binding. The transcript has 2 exons. Gene Ontology annotation, cellular component: plasma membrane; cytoplasm; nucleus. The record is from RefSeq and is a predicted model, not a curated record. Gene Ontology annotation, biological process: protein phosphorylation. The coding region runs from base 53 to 1399 and encodes 448 amino acids.
AUCCCUUCAACUAUAAAGCACCGUUUCUCUCUCAGUGACACCAUUUCCAACAAUGGAGGCGUGUGUGGACGACUUAGCCGACGAUCUACAAAGCUUAAGCUUCACCUCCACUUCCACCGUAACCAUAAACCGCAGCACCAGCUCGGGCUCCGCAUCCAACUCCGGUUCAUCAUCCCUCGAUCCCUCAACCCACGGCUCAUUCUCUUCGAAAGCCAUCCGUACCGGCUCACUCUCCCUGGCCGACCUCCGGUUCUCUCUCCGUCUCGGUUCCGGUGAUAUAGGCUCGGUUUACCUAGCAGAGCUCAAGUCUAACGCCACUGAUACAAACAAAAACGACAGUAGCAACGACCAAAACGUCAGGAAGGAAGUCGUUUUUGCAGCGAAAGUGAUGGACAAAAAGGAGCUAGCGUCGAGGAGCAAAGAAGGGAGAGCGAGGACGGAGAUUGAAAUACUGGAAUUGUUGGAUCAUCCUUUUUUACCUUCGCUGUACGCGGUUGUAGAUUCCCCUAGAUGGCUCUGUUUAUUGACGGAGUUUUGUCCCGGCGGCGACCUUCAUAUUCUCCGGCAACGUCAGCCUCUCAAACGUUUCCCUGAUUCCUCCGUUAGGUUUUAUGCAUCAGAGGUGGUGGUGGCUCUAGAGUACCUUCACAUGUUGGGGAUUGUUUACCGUGAUUUAAAGCCCGAAAACGUGUUGGUUCGAUCGGAUGGUCACAUUAUGCUAACGGAUUUUGACCUCUCGUUGAAAUGUGAUGAUUCUACAUCGACACCCCAGAUUAUUUCCGACCAAAGACUGCCCGUCCCUGGUCUGCAAAACUACCAUCCUGUUGAUCCUCCUUUCACAUCCUCUUCAUGCAUCAUCCCAAACUGUAUAGUACCCGCGGUGUCGUGUUUCCACCCGAAGCGCAAACGGAAAAAGAAGGAUGUCCAUCGUGGUGGGCCUGAGUUUGUGGCCGAGCCUAUCGAUGUCCGGUCAAUGUCUUUUGUAGGGACACACGAAUAUUUGGCACCGGAAAUCGUGUCCGGUGAAGGCCAUGGUAGCCCUGUGGAUUGGUGGACAUUGGGGAUCUUUAUGUAUGAACUGUUCUAUGGGGUAACACCAUUCAAGGGCGUGGACCAUGAGCUAACGUUAGCCAACAUCGUGGCUCGAGCCCUUGAGUUCCCGAAAGAACCGGCGGUGCCUGCGGCGGCUAAGGAUCUAAUAUCCCAGCUGUUGGUGAAGGAUCCAACGAGACGGUUAGGGUCCACCAUGGGUGCAUCGGCCAUCAAGCAUCACCCAUUCUUCCAAGGGGUCAACUGGGCGUUGCUAAGAUGCACAUCCCCAACAUAUGUACCUCCGCCAUUUAGUAAAGAAGAUGAAUCAGAUGAAAGCUGUCCAGAGACCCUAGUAGAGUAUUACUAGAUGAAGUAAAGAACAGAUCAGUAAAUAAGA